GAGUUGGUAGGAGUCUUGGUUCUUUUUUCUAGUUUUGUGAUCAGAACGAAGGGAAAGUCGGCGCCAUUUUUGCUGAAGUGUGUGAAGGCUGUUGUUGCCCAUUAAGCCCACGUAGUACGCUUGGGCCUGGGUGCGCUCUGAGCAUUUUUGAUCUGCAGCGACACUUUAAUCGCUAUAUUGGCGUAUACAGAGAAAAGUGACCUGGCCAUGGCCAGUAAUGUCACCAACAAAACCGAUCCUCGUUCCCUCAACUCCCGGGUAUUUAUUGGCAACCUCAACACGGUAGUGGUGAAGAAGUCAGAUGUCGAAGCUAUCUUUGCCAAGUAUGGGAAGAUCGUGGGCUGCUCCGUGCACAAGGGAUAUGCUUUUGUUCAGUACGCCAAUGAGCGCACUGCGAGGGCUGCUGUAGCAGGGGAGGAUGGCAGGAUGAUCGCUGGGCAAGUGUUAGAUAUAAACCUCGCUGCUGAGCCAAAGCCUAACCGAGGGAAAGGUGGAGUGAAACGAGCAGCCUCUGAUAUGUAUGGGUCAUCCUUCGACCUGGACUACGAUUUUCAGGGCGACUACUACGACCGGAUGUACACUUAUCCUACUCGUGUGCCACCACCUCCGCCACCUCCGCACCCCAUUACCCGAGCAGUGAUCCCGCAGAAACGAGCCCGUGUUACCACAAACACAAGAAGAACGAAAAGUGGGUUUAGCUCAAAGAGUGCACAGCAGAAAUCUUCAAAAACUAGUACAAUAAAAGCAGAUGACUUACAAACUAUAAAGAAGGAACUGACACAGAUAAAACAAAAAGUGGAUGAGCUGCUAGUCAGCUUGGAACGGAUCGAACGAGAACAAAGCAGACAGUCUGAUUCAAAGACAGACAAGACUGAAUCCAGUGAUUCUCCCCAGAAGAAGGAUGAAAUGAAUGUGAAGAUGGAAGCUGAAAAUGCUGGCGAAUCUGCUGAAGAGGGAGACUUGGAAGAUGAUGAACAGGGGGACAGCCAGCUGGAUAAAGAUGAAGAUAAAGAGCCAGAGGAGGGUGAGGAGGAUGCCGACAGUGUCAAUGAAGAGGAAGACUCUUGAAACUACCAAUACUUUUUGCAGCAUUUUAAAUGCUAUUCCUGGCUUGACCAUCCUUCUGCCCUGCACCCCAACUUUUUGUGCUGUGUUUCCCCAAGUAUUGUUCUUUGUUGACAUCUUAGAGUUUUAAUUUUGUGUUUUCUUUGUUUUGAUACCUGUUGAAAACCAAUAAAAUGACUAAUUGUUUUUAAA
Messenger RNA from Protopterus annectens (West African lungfish), 1257 nucleotides. RefSeq names its product heterogeneous nuclear ribonucleoprotein C (gene HNRNPC). The transcript is spliced from 9 exons. Gene Ontology annotation, molecular function: RNA binding. Bases 208 to 1068 code for a protein of 286 amino acids. NCBI's taxonomy places the organism in Eukaryota, Metazoa, Chordata, Ceratodontiformes, Protopteridae. The record is from RefSeq and is a predicted model, not a curated record. Gene Ontology annotation, cellular component: nucleus.